AUGGAAGCUUACUCUUCUUCUUCGGCUAUGAAGGCUCCACAGGCUUCUUCAUUUCAUGGAUCACUUCAUUCCGUGAAUAAGCCAUUGUCAAAGCCCUGGAAGAAGCCAAUCGCACCAUUUCCACCCACCCCACCCAAGGUUUACACGGUCGACCCCAGAAACUUCCGUGACUUGGUUCAAAAGCUAACCGGUUCACCUGAGUUCAUGCCCCAAACUCAUAAUCUAACGCCAACAACUCAGUUCGAGUUGCCUCAUCAUCAUCAGCGUCUCCAAGGAGUAGCCCCUCCGCCUCUUCACGUGGCAGCAUCGCCGUUGUCUAGGGUUGAAGUUUCUGCACCGUUGAAUCUGUUUUCGGGAUUAGAUCAUCAUAUUCAUACCACAUCACAGAACCUGAUAUUCUCUAAUAAUUCCAUGAAUACGAUAACAUCGAAUUCACUCGGAUUGAACAUGUCGCCAUCUUCUUAUAAUUGGUGCGCUUUCCCCAUUCUCAGUCCCGGUACACUCGCCUCCUUGGAGCAAAGCACUGUUCCUUAG
Messenger RNA from Hibiscus syriacus, 534 nucleotides. RefSeq lists its product as uncharacterized. Lineage: Eukaryota; Viridiplantae; Streptophyta; Magnoliopsida; Malvales; Malvaceae. The transcript has a single exon. Bases 1 to 534 code for a protein of 177 amino acids. The record is from RefSeq and is a predicted model, not a curated record.